GUGCGCCUGCGCGAGGGCUCCGCGUGGCUAUAUAAACAUGGCUGGCGUGGCGGAGCAGCCCGGCCCUGCCGCGAGCGCGUAGGGGUCCACGGGACGCUCCCGGGCUUCAGUUUUGAAGUUUCUGGCGGGGGAAACCGCCGCGCAGAGUUGGGUUCGCAAGUCGAGGCUGAAGUCAGCGCUGCUGGGAGACGCGCGCAGGGACUGGGCUGCAGCCGGGACCUGGGACGCCGGGCUGAGGCGGCACACGUGCGAGCGCCGAGCGGGUGGAGCAGAAGCACCGGGACGCGCGGCAGCUGCUACCCGGCCGGCGCCGCCUCUGGCUUCCCCGCUGCGGCCCCAUCGCCCGUCCUCAGCGAUGCUGUGGAGCCGGCACUGCGCUGGAGUCGGCUGCCGCUUGCCAAACCCCUCUUGGCCUCUGCGUUCGCACCGGCAGCGCCGCGGCUGCCGCUGAUGCCGGGGAUGCCCGCGGGCCUCACCGAGUCGGCCGGCGCCGGUGCGCCCGCGGUCGUGAGCACCUCGGGGACCAUAGCACUGGCCCCCGCCGUGGCGACCCCUGUCCGCGUGGAGAGCACCCCGCUGGCCCUGGGCGCCGUGACUAAGGCGCCCGUCAGCGUCUGCGUGGAGUCCACCGCGUCCCAGCCGCUGCGGUCCCCCGUUGGGACCCUGGUCACCAAAGUGGCUCCUGUCAGUGCUCUUCCCAAACUCAGCGGCGGCCCCAGGCUGCCCGCUCCCCAGAUUGUCACCGUGAAAGCCCCCAACACCGCGACGAUCCAGCUGCCUGCUAAUCUGCAGCUUCCUCCAGGAACAGUUUUGAUCAAAAGUAACAGCGGUCAGUUGAUGUUGGUAUCUCCUCAGCAAGGGGUGACAAGAGCAGAGACUGCGAGUACCGUAUCUUCCAGGCCAGCAGUACCAGUCAACGCCCAAACUGUCAAAAUCUGUACGAUGACGAAUUCUAGCUCACAGUUAAUCAAGAAAGUAGCAGUGGCACCAGGUAAAACAUUGGCACAAAUAGGAACUAGUAUGGCAUCCACUGUUCCAAACCCUUCCUCAGUUCAAUCUAUAUCUGUGCCAGCCAGUGUUGUCACAGUUACUCCUGUAAAGCCGGUGAAUACUGUAACUACCCUGAAGCCUUCAGAUUUGGGAGCAUCAUCUGUACCCUCAAAUGAGCCUGGUUCCAAAGCAGAGCGCUCAGCAGCUGCUCAGGUUAAUCUUUCUCCGGCAAUGCUAGAAAAUGUGAAGAAAUGUAAAAAUUUCCUUGCCAUGUUAAUAAAACUAGCAUGCAGUGGGUCACAGUCUCCAGAGAUGGGGCAGAAUGUGAAGAAGCUGGUGGAACAACUUUUGGAUGCAAAAAUUGAAGCGGAAGAAUUUACUAAGAAACUGUAUGUUGAACUUAAGUCGUCACCUCAGCCUCACCUAGUUCCUUUCCUCAAGAAAAGUGUGAUUGCCUUACGACAACUUCUGCCUAACGCCCAGAGCUUCAUUCAGCAGUGUGUUCAGGAAACUUCCAGCAACGUCAUCCUUUCCACCUGUACCACAACAGUCACAACUUCUCCUGCGGUGACGACUUCUGUGUCCUCAGCCCAGACUGAAAAGCCCACCAUCGCUCCCACUGCAGCAGUGCCCGCACCCGUGUCUGUGCAAGCUCUGAACCCACUCAGUGGUCCAGUUGGAGCAAAAACUGGCAUUGUGACCCUACAUUCUGUGGGCCCAGCUACUGUGGCAGGUGGAACAACAGCUGGAACUGUUUUGCUCCAGACCUCAAAACCACUGGUGACAUCAGUACCAAAUGCAGUGACAACAGUUUCUCUGCAGCCUGAGAAGCCAGUCGUCUCUGGAGCAGCAGUUACACUGGCUCUUCCAUCAGUAACUUUUGGAGACAAGUCAGCUGCAGCUCUUUGUCUUCCACCUGUGAAGCCCAUUGCUGCUUCUGCCGGGACCAAGCUGGACAAGCCUGUGAUUGGCACGCCCCUCCAAAUCAAACUCACCCAGCCGGGCACCCUCCUCGCACAGCCAGCUGGGAUGCCACCAACCGUCAAAGUCAAGCAACUAGUGGUACAGCAGCCGUCAGGAGGCAUUGGAAAACAAGGGACCACAGUUUCCCAUUCCUCAGCACUGACCAUUCAGAAACCUGCACAGAAGAUUCCAGUGAACACUGUAAUACCUACUACUUCCAUUCUAAAGCAAAUAACUUUGCCUGGAAAUAAAAUUUUGUCGCUUCAAGCAUCUACUACCCAGAAAAAUCAAAUAAAAGAGAAUGGAACAUGUUUCAGAGAUGAAGAUGACAUCAAUGAUGUGACUUCCAUGGCAGGAGUCAACCUCAGUGAAGAAAAUGCCUGCAUCUUACAAACAAACUCUGAAUUGGUCGGCACACUCAUUCAGUCAUGCAAAGAUGAACCGUUUCUUUUUAUUGGAGCUCUACAAAAGAGAAUCUUAGACAUUGGUAAAAAGCAUGACAUUACAGAAUUUAACUCUGAUGCUGUGAACUUGAUCUCCCAUGCAACACAAGAGAGAUUACGAGGCCUUCUAGAAAAACUGACUACAAUUGCUCAGCAUCGAAUGACUACUUACAAGGCAAGUGAAAAUUACAUCCUGUCUAGUGAUACUAAGUCACAGCUCAAAUUUCUUGAGAAGCUGGAUCAAUUGGAGAAGCAGAGAAAGGACUUAGAAGAAAGAGAAAUGCUACUUAAGGCUGCCAGGAGUCGUUCUAAUAAAGAAGACCCAGAACAGCUGAGAUUAAAGCAGAAAGCCAAAGAGUUGCAGCAGUUGGAGCUUGCCCAGAUACAGCACAGAGAUGCUAAUCUCACUGCUCUUGCAGCUAUUGGACCAAGAAAGAAGAGACCACUAGAAUCUGGAAACGAGGGAUCAAAAGACAAUCUUGCUUGUGGAACAUCCAGCCUGACAGCCACCAAACAGUUUCUCCGACCAAGAAUCACGAGAAUCUGCCUCAGGGACUUGAUAUUCUGUAUGGAACAGGAAAGGGAGAUGAAGUACUCACGAGCGCUGUACCGUGCCCUUCUGAAGUGACUGCUCUGUCACCGUCCAGAGCCUUGUUUACUGCCAAAGAAGACCAAAAGAGGAUUGCUGCACUGUCCUGAAGUCUCGGUUUCUGGGGAACAGUUACCAACAUGGAAGACCACUGUUUACCAUUAAUAAGCUUUUGUGAAACCUUACUGUACAUCUCCUGGGGUUCUUACAGACUAGAACUCAGCUUUGUCUUCUGACAAUCAGUUAUGUGAUGCACACUUUACACAGAAGUGGCAGCUGCUUCCUGCGUGUUUACUUACAGCAGGCUAAGGCUCUGCUUGUUACUACCUGCUUCCUCUGCCUGACUAUAACAGCGAGGUGUCUCCCUGGAUAGCAGCCCAACACAGCCUGUGUGGAGAUACUGAGGAAAGGAAUGUACGAGAAUGUACUUCAUCCUAAGCUGAGCCUGUCUUAGAACAUUAGGUUUCCUGUGCUGGAAUCACAAGUUGCUUAGUUAACCGUAAUAGUCAUCAUAGUUCAAGGUGACAGACCACUUUGAUGACCUGGCUGGGAUGAGCCCCGUGCUUGUCAAAACAAGACUGAUGGGCCAGUUUGUGCCUGAGGUUACCAGUUCUUUGGCUCCUCUCACCACGUGCUGCUUCUGAUACCAAGCGAGGGGACAUCCUUGUCAGGGAAGCCUUCAAAUCAAAGUUUCCACAGAUAUACCUCGUUGGAAGUGGAAAAGGUAGAAAGUUCCAGAAGGAAUGGUGAGGCACUGAGUUUAAGCUGAGCAGGGAAAAGUGAAAAUGGAAUUAUAACACAGGGUAUGUGCUGCCCGUGUCCAAAGAGGAAGGGGUGCAGUUGGAGCCCAGAACAUCAGGUGUUCACUUUGUUGAUGGGAAAAAAAUCAUAGCCUCACCAAAAAAGGAAAGCAUAUCAAACAUUUUUGAAUUACAGUGCUAUUUCAAAA
This is a messenger RNA of Cavia porcellus (domestic guinea pig), 3934 nucleotides long. RefSeq names its product TATA-box binding protein associated factor 4b (gene Taf4b). Lineage: Eukaryota; Metazoa; Chordata; Mammalia; Rodentia; Caviidae. The record is from RefSeq and is a predicted model, not a curated record. The transcript has 15 exons. The coding region runs from base 451 to 3024 and encodes 857 amino acids. Gene Ontology annotation, molecular function: RNA polymerase II general transcription initiation factor activity; protein heterodimerization activity; DNA binding. Gene Ontology annotation, biological process: DNA-templated transcription; transcription initiation at RNA polymerase II promoter. Gene Ontology annotation, cellular component: transcription factor TFIID complex.